AUGUCAGAGAAAGCAUGUCUUGGGACUCGGAACUCCUGGAAAAUAUAUUACGAAGAUUUCGACGGGAAAACAAAGCAAGGUUCGUGUGAUGGAGAAUGUAACUACAUGAAGAUGAACUUAGAGAGUAUAUUGAAUGAAUGUAAUAGUGCUGACCAGGCAGCACAAAAAAUUGCAAAGGGCUGGUGUGCUAUGAACAACAAGUGCGGAAGGCAGAAACCGGCAAUGGUUGAUUGUUUCUCUUUCUACUAUUGGCUAGGAGAAGUUCUAUCUGGUUGUAUAGAAGGGGAAGCAGAUUUUAACGAUGCAAUGGGUAACAUUUGCACAUUAAUGGAAUACAGGGAAAAAGGGAAAGGAUACCCAUGUACAUGUCCUAGUGUAGCCAAGGGGCAAUUCCAAGAAUUAAAACUACUGUACGAUUAUUUUAAAAAUUAUACCCUAGUAACAAGUAAAAUACAGGGCAGAAGUAGUUCACUCAGUGGAGCAUGUGUAAAAUAUAGGCAAGAACUCCUUAGUACAUAUGUGAGAGCAACAACAACUUGUGCAGGUAAGAAGGAUACGGGAGAAUACUGUGAGGAACUCUAUGGAAUAGUCCAUACUGGCAGGGGAGUUAGAAAUCCUACAAGAGCGAAGCAGCUACUGGAAAGUUUAAAAGGUUCCGUAAGCACUAAGAUCCAUCAACAGAAGCAGGAACUUGUGCAAUCAGAUGGAACACAUACAAGUGCAAAACAACCUGUAUCAUUGAAAACAGAAGGAGCACAGAAUCCAGGAAAAAAUGUAGACGAUGGAACACGCGAACUUGCAGAAGGUGUAAGUGGUCCUAAAGGAGAAAAAGGUGAUCCAGGUAUAGGUGCCAAGAAUCCAAGGAAAGGGGAAACCGUUGAAGCCCACGACCAUCAGGAAGAUGCUUCCCGGAAGAAUUCUGGAGACAGUGGGGAGGUUGCAAAAGUAGGGAAUACACAGGAGAGUGUCCUUCCGGGCACGACUCCUAAAAAGGCUAAUGACCAAAGAAAUGGUAAAACAGAAAAAGCUGCUGAAUCAUCCGACCAAAGUCCAGCUCCAGGGUACAGUUCAAUAUUCUCUAGGAAACAUAACCCCUCCCUUAAAAGAGAAAGAAGAAGAAAAAGAAGUCCAGUAGAACAGAACUUGGAUAUGGAAACGGAUGACGACGAUUCCAUGGAAUAUUCUUCUACUGAAUAUUCAACAACAGAACAUUCAACAGAAGGAGGCUCCACUUUAGAUGACUCAACAUUUGAUUCGACGGAAGAAUAUACAGCGGAGGAUUCAGUGGAGAAUUCUAACACAUUAUACUCUGCUCCAUAUACUACUACUACACGACAAUCCACUGCAGGAAAAAGGAUAAAUACAACAGGAGGUCAUCACCGAAGGAAUAUACGUUAUCAUCCCGCAUAA
Messenger RNA from Plasmodium coatneyi, 1410 nucleotides. RefSeq names its product Ubiquitin carboxyl-terminal hydrolase. The record is from RefSeq and is a predicted model, not a curated record. Bases 1 to 1410 code for a protein of 469 amino acids. The transcript has 4 exons. Lineage: Eukaryota; Apicomplexa; Aconoidasida; Haemosporida; Plasmodiidae.